CAGCUAUCUACACCGGAUCUCCUCCUUCACUGGCAAUAAGGAGAAGCAGGAACAACCAACAUGCCAUUUGACAUGAACGGAUAUUGGAAAAUGGUUUCCAAUGACAACUUUGAAGACUACAUGAAAGCUCUCGAUGUAAAUGUUGCCAUCAGGAAAAUUGCCAAUUUACUGAAGCCUUACAAGGACAUUGUUCAGGAUGGUGAUCACAUAAUUAUCAAGACCCUCACUACCUUCAAAAACUACAACAUGGACUUCUAUGUGGGCAAAGAGUUUGAAGAGGAUCUAAAGGGAGUGGAUGACAGAAAAUGCAUGACCACCAUCAACUGGGAUGAUGACAAGCUUGUGUGUGUUCAAAAGGGAGAGGUUGAAGGAAGAGGGUGGACCCACUGGAUGGAGGGAAAUGAGCUUCAUCUGGAGCUGAGAGCCGGAGGAGCUGUUUGCAAGCAGGUCUUCAUGAAACCCUAAACUGCCUCUUCUUAACCAAGACAUUACUUAAAGACAAUAAUAGCUCAGGAACACUCAUCAGAUACAACUUUUUGUAUUCACUAAACACAUAUUUGUAUUUCAGAAUGAGAAUUUGGAGUGUGAGCAGGUUGACAUUUUAGAAUCAUCAGAUGCAAUACAGUAUUUUUGUCUCACAGCAGGUGCUAUAAUAAAUGAGUUCAGAUGUGCUGAAUACAUGUUAUUGUGAGCUGUAGUUUAUACAUGAAUGACCAAGCAGUUCAGGAAAAAGAUCCAUUCUGUUGAAUAUAGAUGCAGGGGAGAGAAAAGAGUGGUUAAAAAAAGAGAGCAGUGAAUGUAUUUGUGACUGAUGCUGAAUCUCCAGAAUGAGUAUCAGAUAAUAUGUACAUACUUUUUCCUUCUUAAAUCUUUACAGCUCUGCCGCUGAUAGUAAGAUAAAUCAAACGAUAAAUAAAGCUGGCAUCAGCACUAUCAUUUGUAAUUUUUGUGUGAUUAAAUCUUUUCAUACUGUGUACUUUGAAAUGAGCACUGAUGUCUGAAAACAUAUCGCUCCACUUUAUUUUUAUCUUUACUUUAACUUAUGUCUUUGUAG
Cololabis saira (Pacific saury) is the source of this 1054-nucleotide messenger RNA. Its product is annotated as retinol-binding protein 1-like. The coding region runs from base 61 to 465 and encodes 134 amino acids. Gene Ontology annotation, cellular component: nucleus; cytosol. The record is from RefSeq and is a predicted model, not a curated record. Gene Ontology annotation, biological process: fatty acid transport. NCBI's taxonomy places the organism in Eukaryota, Metazoa, Chordata, Actinopteri, Beloniformes, Belonidae. Gene Ontology annotation, molecular function: fatty acid binding. The transcript is spliced from 4 exons.